CUACUUGGCUGGGAACAGCUGACAUCCUGCGACGCUCUCUUUCACAUUAUGAAACAUCUGCCUCUCCAAGACUGGAGAGCUGCACAAAAUUGCAAAAUCCAGGCUAAACAUCUGGCUGUCACUGUGCAACGAACCAGAACACAGAAUCAAAGAAGACCUUGAUCAGGUUUUCCGAGCUGGCAGCAAGGAAACUCGCUGAAUAAACAAUAUACACAAAGGAUCCAGAUCAGGAAAUGAGGCUACUGUGAGAGCUGGAGAGAAAAUUAUUUUCAUUUUCACUUCAACUUUCGACAAGACUGGAUCUCUCUGGCUGGAGGGGAAAAAAAAACACUUUCUCCAGGAGAGAAAGGGCUAAUUUCAGAGGAAUUAACAAAAUAAAUAAAAUCAAACGAUCGGAAGAAGUUUGGGAUGCCGUGCAGGGAAGCCAUUGACUGGAAAGCAACUUCAGAAAGCCUUGAUCCUAUGGCUUUCCUUCUCUCUCUGGGAUCGCUGUAAUUGGGGGGAACAUGUUCCUGGUAAGUCCAUGCUUUAAAAUGGAAGAGAAUCUAUAUAGCAAAAGCUUUCAGUCGCCCUUCAGAGCCAGGAAAUAUUAGCCGGUGGAACGGUCUGCCACUUGAAGCAGAGAUGCUUCGCCUGGCCGUAGUCAUUCACCUGCUGCUCCUUCGGAAUGCCUCUUCCUGUGAAUCGUGGGAAUACUCCAUUGAGGGGGAGUGUUGUCCCAAGUGUGGCGCAGGACUCCGAGUUUUAAGACACUGCACCAGGGGUUCGGGUACAUCCUGCGUUUCCUGCAACCCUGGCUGGUUUACCGAGCAUCCCAACGGAUUGACCAACUGCUUAAAGUGCCGGGAAUGCCCUCCAGGAAAUCACAUGCAAGUUAAAGAGCGGUGCCACUACACGAAGAACACAAAAUGCACCUGCCAGCCAGGUUUUUUCUGUAUACACCAACUGGGGGAAGAUUCCUGCGACGUGUGUGUGAGGCAUACAAUCGCUCCUCCUGGCUUCAGGGUGACACAACUUGGCACCGAAAAUGACGAUGUGCUAUUUGAGCCCUGUCCUCUGGGGACAUUUUCAGCUAAAAAAAUGUCAUUUUCUUGCAUGAAAUGGACCAAUUGCAGUGAGAAAGGCUUACUCGAAAAACACACAGGCAAUGCCACUUCCGAUGUGGUCUGUGGGCCCCAACCAAAAUACCUUGAAAUAAUUUUGCCUGUAAUCAUCAGUUUGCUGAUCCUGGCCCCGGUUUUAACCUUUGUACUGUGGAAAAAUAAAAAGUGCCUGAAAGCACUCGGCAAAAGACAGGCAGAGGAACUACCUUACACCGUGCCAGAGAAGGAAAGUAUGGUAAAACCCGUGCAGGAAACUAACCCGAAUCUUGGACAGCCAAGUUACGCAAACCUUUGAGAGGCGACAAGGUUUACAACACUACUGUGGCCGGCCACUCCUUGUGCGAUUAUGGGUGGGAAAAGACUCCGAGGAAGCUGAUUUGUAAUGGAUCACUUGGACCUUCUCCGUUGGGAUCUUUCUGAAAGGAUCCUGCUCCAGAUUCAGCUAGAGAAGGUGGGCUAAGCUGAAACACAGGAAGAUCUAAAGAGUGAGCCAAGCUCUCUUCCCAAGGAAAAGCAAGACUGAUCUUCCCAGACAAAGAACACUAGGAAAAAAAAUGACAAUAAGGGCCACAAUUUUUCCCGGUCUCUGGCGAGCAUGCAGGAGGUUGGACUAGAAGACCUUCAGAGGUCCCAUCCAGCCUUCCGACGCCACGAUUCCAAAAGGAAAGGCCAUCUGAAUACAGGUAGUCCUCGAUUUACAACAACGGAGCCCAAAAGUUUGGUUGCUAAGUGUGAUAUUUGUACGACUCUUUCUUGCCCCUGUUGUUAAAUGGUCACAAAAGGGGAUGACCAUCAUAAAUAUGAGCCAGUUGUCAAGCAAAACUGAUUUUUGUUCAUGGGACGACGGUCGUCAGUGUGAAAAAUGGCCGUAAAUCUUUUUUUUUUUUUUUGGUGCUUUUGCAACUUCGAACAGUCAAUUAAAUGAGCCGAGGACUGUCUGUAUUGCAAAAAUAUAACCCAUCUUUUCAGUGAGAAACAGGGUGGAAAGGAGAAGGAAUUGCAAAAGUGUGUAUAUGUGGAUCACGGACAAACAACUUACUCUGUCCUUGGAAUGCUUUGCAAUGCUUUCUAACAAAUCUAACGUAGUUUUUUUUCUCCAGGACGGAGAGGAACCGUUUCUAAAUAUGAUAUAUAAAUAAACUCAAAAUUUGUCUGCUACGUGGCUGGGGAAUUCUGGGAGUUGAAGUCCACCUAUGCUCAAGGGGCUGAAGUUGAGAAACACUGCACUACUGUAUAGAAUAAUUGCUGAUUAAAAAAAGAACAAAUUUUCGGGCAAA
Crotalus tigris (Tiger rattlesnake) is the source of this 2380-nucleotide messenger RNA. It is a transcript of the gene TNFRSF14, whose product is annotated as TNF receptor superfamily member 14. NCBI's taxonomy places the organism in Eukaryota, Metazoa, Chordata, Lepidosauria, Squamata, Viperidae. The transcript is spliced from 8 exons. The record is from RefSeq and is a predicted model, not a curated record. Gene Ontology annotation, molecular function: transmembrane signaling receptor activity; protein binding. Gene Ontology annotation, biological process: positive regulation of T cell migration; positive regulation of peptidyl-tyrosine phosphorylation; defense response to Gram-positive bacterium. The coding region runs from base 625 to 1398 and encodes 257 amino acids. Gene Ontology annotation, cellular component: external side of plasma membrane; membrane.